AUGCGACUACGGCAACUGGAGACAACUCAAUCCGUCACAUUCUUCGCCCCUCCCGAGGUACACCAAAGCAUUCUUGAUGUCUGCGGCAAGAAACCAAAGUCUCUCAUUGACUCUGCUGAUGUUGUUUUCUGGCUUUUGGAACAGACUUGUCGAGCUAACGACACCUUACGCAAUCUUUACAUUGCUCAGGGUAGGGAUUUUUGUCGUCGAACAGAUGCGGCUUUCACAAACAGCCAGAUGUUCGCAGAUAAACGUCAGCGAGACGCGUACUUGAGUAUUAUCGAACAGCCAGAGAAACAGACACUGGAACAGUCUUACGGUGGAAUCGAACCCAAGGUCGAAGCCAAAACCAAUGGAACGCUGAAGCCCAGACUAUCUUCCAAGCGACUCCAGAACAUGACCGAGAAACUCGAUACAAUGCAGUAUUCAGACUCAAGCGACUCUAGAUCCGGAUUUGAUGUUCUUGGCGAAGUUGAACAGGAGCGUGAGGUUGAAUAUCAGGUGGAGGAAGUGCGAUUGGCCAAGAAACCGCUCAAGCGCACUGCCUUGGUUUUCGAAAAGCUGCACAAAUACCUGGACUAUUUCCUUGAGACUGGCCAUCUUCCAACUGCCAUUGGACAGAAAUACGACAUUCGAGAGAGUCCAUCUCGCCUUUUUGUGACGGAAGAGUUCUUACGAACUGUCCAGCUCAAAACUCACGAGCGGGCUAAGAACGACGACUAUCUGCGCCCAGUUGAAUGGGUUCUUUGGAGCACUACAAGCCAGACAGCUAUAGUCAUUAUUCCGGAAGAGGCAGAGCUCAUGAUCCACCGCAUCAAAGCUCAGGCACAUCCGAAGUUACACUUAAUCACCUACGCGCCCCCCGUAACAAAGCAGAUGGUGGAUCUGGGACAACUGAACUACUACAACGUCCCCGCUCUGCCCCCGAACCACGAAUUCCCACAAUGGCUGUCCAUCGAAUUGGGCAUCUUCUCAGGACGCCUAUACGUGGACCAUGGGGAAUGCCUGCCCAUCAGAGACUAUCUUGAGGAGCUCAGAGAUGGCUAUGAAUACGACCCAGGAAAGACCAUAGCAUCAGUUACAGACGCUGAAGGCUUUCUUCUGGAGUGGUUGACAUUUCGUCGUCGUGGGCAGGAUGUCGUGCACACACCUAUGGGUUUUCUGUGCCAUGGCCGAUUCUUGUCUAAGAACCACCCAUUCUUUGGAACCAACUCAGUUGUUCCUAUGAGCAUUGAUGAGACUUCUGUGGAGUCGGAAGUCGUCGCGGCGACAACCAACAGCUCUGCUGAGGAAAGCAACGAGGACGAGGAUGACGUAGAUGACGACAGCGAAUGGGUAUUGAUGAGUGACGAAGACUCUCAGGAGUAG
This is a messenger RNA of Neoarthrinium moseri, 1368 nucleotides long. RefSeq lists its product as uncharacterized. Lineage: Eukaryota; Fungi; Ascomycota; Sordariomycetes; Amphisphaeriales; Apiosporaceae. The coding region runs from base 1 to 1368 and encodes 455 amino acids. The record is from RefSeq and is a predicted model, not a curated record. The transcript has 3 exons.